AAAAGAAAUUAAAGUACAAGGACAAGAUUAAAAACAAUUAAAAAGUAGAGGGAGGUACAAAGGAUUUGAGCUCUUUACAGUUUACAUACACACGAACUAGACUCUACUUCCUUGAGGCUUGAGGUUGGGGAUCUCUCUCUCUCGUCUCAAAAACCGUCACCUUAAACUUCCUUACCCUAUCAGAUAGAUCCACAUUUACUGCUACACUUCUCACACACACACACGUACCAAAAGUAAGUAUCCCUCUCUCUCUCUCUCUCUGAGUCUCGCCGUUUGGAUUCAAUUAUGGCUACCACCACCACCAUUAGAAGAACACCAAUUGUUUACGCUCUUUUAGCCUUCUUCUUGUUAUUACGAUUCUCCUCCUCCACGGAUACACCUCCUGAACAAUCACCAUCUCCAUCUCCUCAACAAUCCGAUUCACCAUUACUAUCUCCUCCUCCUCUUCUUCCACCCCCCUCUCUCUCACCAGAAACCGGAUCUCCCUCACCGACGACAAUGGCAUCCCCACCAGCAUCACCUCCUUCAGAUCUGACGGCUCAUGUGCCCGCACCGGCUGAGAAUGUUCCAGAUCCGGAUCCGUCGGUGGCGAGCGAUAUAAAUGUGAAAGCAGGAAAUGGGAGUGAAGACGAUGAAGAACAAGGGUCUGAGGGAAUGAGUGGGGGGAAGAAGGCGGGGAUAGCAGCAGCAGUUAUAGGGGCAGCUUGUUUGGUUGGCUUUGGAGGAUUGGUUUAUAAGAAGAGACAGGAUAAUAUUCGAAGGUCUGCUUAUGGUUAUGCUGCUAGAAGAGAGCUUCUUUGAAUUUUAUUUUAUUUUAUUUUAUUUUUUUUCACUCAAGAUUUCUGCAUACGACGACGUUUCCAUUUUAAUCAUUAUUUAGGUGACCAGAACGCAAUUGUACGUUUAUGUUAAUGCGAUAUAUUUCUUUGUUUUCUUUUCCAACAAAAAAAAAAUCAAAUAAAAAAUUAGCAGUGAAAAAUGUAAUGUUCCACAAAUUAUUUUGGAGAUUAAUGUUUUUGCA
Molecule: messenger RNA, 1021 nt
Organism: Populus trichocarpa (black cottonwood)
Lineage: Eukaryota; Viridiplantae; Streptophyta; Magnoliopsida; Malpighiales; Salicaceae
Product: vegetative cell wall protein gp1
Exons: 1
Coding region: 286-801 (171 amino acids)
Source: RefSeq, a predicted model, not a curated record